Messenger RNA from Podarcis muralis (Common wall lizard), 3663 nucleotides. RefSeq names its product endo-beta-N-acetylglucosaminidase (gene ENGASE). Gene Ontology annotation, cellular component: cytoplasm. NCBI's taxonomy places the organism in Eukaryota, Metazoa, Chordata, Lepidosauria, Squamata, Lacertidae. Gene Ontology annotation, biological process: protein deglycosylation. The record is from RefSeq and is a predicted model, not a curated record. Gene Ontology annotation, molecular function: mannosyl-glycoprotein endo-beta-N-acetylglucosaminidase activity.
ACUUUCUUUACCAGAGCAGGCCGAGGAAGCCCAGGCGCCGCCGGCGACCCUGGCUGCCUCUUCCCCCCGCGGAUGCGCUGCCUCCUCCCGCUCCACAGACGGGGCUGCCCGCCCGAUGCCGGGGCUGCCCGGGCGCCUGGUGGCAGGGAGUUGCAGCGGCUGGAUCUGCUGCGGGGAUUGGCCGGAUCCCGGCCGCCCUCUGCCUCCAUGUGACGGGGGACGUAGGAGGAAGGCGCAAAGAGAGAGAGAGAGAGAGGGGGAGAUGGAGGGAAGGGAGCAGGACGGAGGAGGGAGGAGAGGAGCCAAGCGAGCCGACGACGAGAGCCAUGGAGGUCCAGAGGAGCCGAGGCCGGCCAAGGGGCGCUUCAGGCCCGGGCUGGGCUUGCAGUUGGAUAUGGAGAGCCAAAGAACAUCCGUUCUCCACCGGGUGGUCAAUUUCGCCCCCAGUCCUCUCCCUGCUAGGCAGUAUGACACAAAGACCACUGAGCCAAUCAGCUUCUACCUCUCUGGCUUGGAAGAGCUGCUCGCCUGGAAGCCCACCAGUGACGAUGCUUUCAACGUGUCCACAGAGCCGCUGGCCAAACAUGAGCCUCCUUUCAACAGCCGUAGGCCCCGCACGCUGGUGUGCCAUGAUAUGAAGGGAGGUUACCUGGAAGACAGGUUCAUCCAAGGCGCAUCGGUGGAUGACCCCUUUGUGUUCUACCACUGGUGCUACAUUGACAUAUUUGUUUACUUCAGUCAUCGCAACGUUACCAUCCCACCUGUGGUCUGGACUAAUGCUGCUCACCGCAAUGGAGUCCUCAUGCUAGGGACCUUCAUCACAGAGUGGGGAGACGGUGCAAAGAUGUGUGAGUCCUUCUUGGCAAGCGAGGAAGCGUACCGUGCCGUGGCUGAUCAGCUGGCUGCGAUUGCGCAGUUCUAUCGUUUUGAUGGUUGGCUGGUCAACAUUGAGAACUCUCUGAGUGUGUCGGCAGCGCGUAACUUGGUCCACUUCUUGCGCUAUCUGACGGCCCAGGUGCACAGAGCUGUGCCGGGAGGGCAGGUGGUGUGGUAUGACAGUGUCCUGCAGAACGGGGAGCUCAAGUGGCAGAACGAGCUGAAUGAGAAGAACCGGGUUUACUUUGACGCCUGUGACGGUUUCUUCACCAACUACAACUGGACGGAGGAGCACCUGCUGCGUACGCGAGAGAUGGCCGACGACCGCCGGGCGGACAUCUACGUGGGCGUGGACGUGUUCGGCCGUGGGGUUGUGGUGAGCAGCGGCUUUGACACAAACAAGUCCCUGCGCAUGAUUCGGGAGCAGGGCCUCUCGGUGGCCAUUUUUGCACCUGGCUGGGUAUAUGAGCACUUAGGUCCGACCGACUUUCUGAACAACGAGGACAAAUUCUGGGCCCUGCUCUCCAAUCUGCUGCCCACUCACAGCAUUGGCUCCCUCCCCUUCAGCUCCUCUUUCUCCCUGGGGAUGGGGAAGAGGCACUUCCACAAUGGGCAGGAGAGUAGGAUGGAGCCCUGGUACCACCUGAGUGCUCAGGAGGUCCAGCCACUGAACGCUGAGGUUUUUCAGGAGCGUAGGAUGGGGCCCUGGUACCACCUGAGCGCUCAGGAGGUCCAGCCAGUGUACGCUGAGUUCUGGAUGCCCAAUGGGGGCCGACUGAGAACGCGCUGCUGCCUGCAGGAUGCCUGGUGUGGGGGCAGCUCUCUGCUGCUGGAAGGGACCAUCCCGUCCAAUGAAGAUCACGUCACAGCCAGGCUGUUUUCCUUCCAGGUGCCAGCACCCCCCCGGCUGUUCCUGGUCAUAAUUUAUAAACACGAGGCCUCUUCCCAAGGCGUGAGCUUUGCACCGGUGUUCACCACGCGGCAGUCAAGUUCCUGUUUCUCCAGCGGCGAGUCGGGAGAACCAAGGAAGCACAAACCCUCCCUGCUCCCCACACCUCCCCAUUACCUUGCUCAGCUGCUCAGGGGGACAGGACUGCGUGGGGAACAUGACUGGCAAAGUCGAUGCUAUGAGCUGGAGCUCCAGAACUGCUUCCUGGACCAACUUUCAGUGACCGUGUCGCGUCGCCAGUCUGGCCGGAAUGAGGUGCCCUUUGCAUGCCGCCUGGGCAGGAUCUGGGUGCUGGAUGCCACUGCUUUGCGCCCGCUGCCAUCCGCUGAUGCUGCCAUCCCAGUGUCGCCUUUAGAAGUUGCCCAUGUCCGUUGGCAACGGCUUUCAGCUGGAGAGCUCUCCCUCAGCCUCACUUUGCGCUGGACCUAUCCUCCCAGCAAGGCCACCUGCUUCCGCGUUCACUACCGCAGGGGCUCGUGUGGCAGUGGUCCCGAACCUCGCCUGCUCCCAAUCGGGGUGGCGUAUGCCCCCCAGUACCGAGUGACUGAGCUGACCGUGCCUGGCGCCCUUUCUGAGUCCUCCUGCCGCUUGGAGUUCCUUGUGGAGCCGGUGCCCGACGAUGGGUUCCAGGUAGACGCUGCAAUGUGGGGGAAGCUGGUCUUUGUGUACUCUGAUCCAAAGCUACCCAGUCCUGGCCCAGCGCCUGAAGGAACCUCAUCCAGUUGAUUUACAUUUGGAUCCUAGUGGACAAUGCCCUUCUCCGCUUCCCAGAUCUGUGCUAUUAGGCCCUUUUUAAAGAGGGAAGAAGGCUUUUAUUGAAGGCACUGGAACUCGCGUGCUCAGGCAUCAGAAGCCCAACCAUGGACAAUUCAGUAUCCAAAGAUAAUUUUUCAUUGGGGAAACCACUUUAGUGGAAUAGUUAUCAUGCACUAGAAACAACAAUAAAAAUUUUCAGGGAAGUACACCCCAACAAAACAAUUCCACACUUGUGAUAUGGGCUAUCAUGACAGAACAGGCUUAUCAAGUCACGUUAAACUCUUAUAACAUCCUUUUUAAAAAACCUGCACCAAUAGUUACCUAUCAUGUGGGCUGAAACAACUCGAAUUGCAGCUUUUUUGAUGCUGAAGUAAUGUGUGUAUUUUAUCAUUUACAUAAACUGAUAAAGCCAGGGCAGAGGUGGGGUGGGUGGCCUAGCUGGCAUGAGCCUACGAUUUUGAGGGGCCUACUUCCAAGUUCCCCUGUUAGAGGCAAAGGGGAGACCCAUUGGUAAAGGUUGUUGAAAUGGGGCCUUCAUUUCCCAUCUGGCCUGGGUCUGUUACCAGCUUUGCACGGCCCUGGAUAAAGCUGUCAGUUCUCCUCACCAACACAUUUUCAGCAAAACCUAACUGGGAGACUGUAGCUUUUGAAUGCAACCAAAUCUCUAAAUUUCUUUUGCCCUGAGAAAAUUCAUGAUAAUUAUCCCACCCCUUCAAUCAAUUCUACAUUUCUUAUUUAUAAGGAAACUUUAAUUAUGACAAUAUAUCAGGCACUUACCUAAGAAAACUGAAGCCACAGGAAGCUAUUUUCAAAAAGAGUAGCCCUUAAGGGUGGAAAAAGUACACAUGGGGGAAUUCUGAAGUGUUCUAGUACCUGGUGAAUUUCUGCCUGCUCCUUCAGAUUGAUUUUUUUAAAUAAAUUUGUUCUGCUUGAAUAGAGUUUAUAUGACUAAGGAAGACAUGCAAGUGAAAACGGGUCUGGCAGAUGAACUGUUUUUCUACAAAAUAUGUUGUGACUGGUGAUUUACAUUGACACUUUUUACCUCCUGUGUCUUAUGAAAUGAUAAAAUGUGUGCUUCAUUA